Messenger RNA from Ictidomys tridecemlineatus (thirteen-lined ground squirrel), 4389 nucleotides. RefSeq names its product NLR family CARD domain containing 4 (gene Nlrc4). Gene Ontology annotation, biological process: defense response to bacterium; regulation of apoptotic process; detection of bacterium. Lineage: Eukaryota; Metazoa; Chordata; Mammalia; Rodentia; Sciuridae. The record is from RefSeq and is a predicted model, not a curated record.
GAUCCAGGCCAGGAGUUCAGUUUCCCCGAGCAGAAAAGAGCUUGGGCUGGACACAGCAGCCCCACAGGAAACAGCAGUUCUAGCUGGCAGCUGCAGGCAGCGGAGGAGGAAAAAAAACCACAGAGCCUCUCGCAUAAACUCAGAAGCCUCACGCCCCAAAGGGAAACGGAUCGCCAGGAGGGUCCACUGCGACCGCAUUAGGAGACUAUCAGUAUUCUUGGUGUAUGACCAACUCCAGUCUCUGACUUCACGGGCACACUGCCUUCCCUCUUCUAUCUGUUUCAAAUGUCCCUCUGCUUCUCUCUUACAAAGGACCCACCUGAAUAUCCAAAAACGUCACACCCACUUUUAGAUCUGUAACCUAAUCUCAUGUGAAAGGUAUGUCCUUCACAGGUGCCAGGGAUUAGCACACGAUAUAUUCAAAUGGUCAUUAUUCAGCCCACUACAACCAUAUUUCUACAUUUUUUUCCUUUUUAUCCUAUGUCAUGUGUUAUUACAAAAGUAAUGGGUAUUUGGUACAGGAAAUUAAAAUAUACAGAGACGCAAAAUAAGACAACUUAAAAUUCCCCAUAAUUUUUCUUCCCAGAGGUAAAUACCAUUAUUAUUCUGAUGCCUAUCUUUGCAGGGUUUUUCCUUGAAUGUACAUUUACAUAAAGGUUUCAUUAAAAUUGAAAAGUCCACCUGAUAGUACAGGCCCAGAUCUUACUUCCAAGAAGCCCAUCUCACAGUUGUGGGAAACAUACUUCCCUAAAAAAUAUAGAAUGUAGAAAUUCACUUUGGGGAAAACUCGCAUAUCCCUCUGCAUCAGAAAGGUGAAUCUCAGAGUGCUCAUUUUGAAACAAGAAAUUACACAACAUGAAAAAAAAAAAAAGUCUCAGUUUGUGCAAAGCAGAGGAAAGAGUAUGCAAGAAUGUCAUUCACAAGGGCAGAGAGAUUGAGAGAUUUCUCCAUUCCCGGAGCUGAAUAGAAGCUAUAAGCUGGCUUCCUGGAGUCUCUGACCACAAAUCUUGAAUGUGUGUGCCAGUGUGAGCCCCUGGCUGUUCAAGUGCAGAAGAGUGUCCCCACACAUCAUCGGGGGUGUGAAUUGGUACUGGUGAUCCAUGUGCCUGUGCUAACCUUGCCCAGAAUCCUGGUGACAGAGAACGCUCAUUUGCUGGACGUCUUCUGCGAUUCAAGAAUGAAGGAUAAUUUUACAGAAAGAAGAGGACAAUAUUGCAAUCAUCUUUGACAGGUCCAUUUGGAAAUAAUAUCUUCUACUAAAUAUAGAAAGGUAGAACACUUUUAUUCAGAACAAUGAAUUUUAUAAAGGAAAAUAGUCAAGACCUCAUUCAAAGGAUGGGCAUGACUGUUACCAAGCAAAUUGUGGAUGAUCUGUUUGGGUGGAAUGUUCUGAAUAGUGAAGAAGUAAGCAUGAUUUAUUGUGAGAAGGUGGAGCAGGAUGCUGCACGAGGGAUCAUUCACAUGAUUUUGAAAAAGGGCUCAGAGGCCUGCAACCUCUUUCUUAAAUGUCUUGAAAAAUGGAACUAUCCUCUGUAUCAGGACUUGAAUGGACAAAGUCUUUUUCAUCAGCUAUCAGAAGGAGACUUAGAUGAUUUGGCUCAGGAUUUAAAAGAUUUAUACCGUACCCCCUCUUUUCUGAACUUCCAUCCCCUGGGUGAAGAUAUUGAUAUUAUUUUUAAUUUGAAAAGGACCUUCACAGAGCCUAUCCUUUGGAGGAAGGACCAACACCAUCACCGUGUGGAGCAGCUGACCCUGAGUGGUCUGCUGGAGACUCUGCAGAGCCCCUGCAUCAUUGAAGGGGAAUCGGGCAAAGGCAAGUCCACCCUGCUACAGAGAAUCGCCAUGCUCUGGGCCUCUGGGAAGUGUGGGGCCCUGACCAAGUUCAAAUUUGUCUUCUUUCUUCGUCUAAGCAGAGCCCAGGGUGGACUGUUUGAAACCCUGUGUGAUCAGCUGGUGGAUGUACCUGACACAAUCAGGAAGCGCACCUUCAUGGCUAUGCUGCUGAAGCUAAGGCAGGGGGCUCUUUUUCUCCUUGAUGGCUACAAUGAAUUCAAGCCUGAGAACUGCCCAGAAAUCGAAGCCCUGAUAAAGGAAAACCACCGCUUCAAGAACAUGGUCAUAGUCACCACCACCACCGAGUGCCUGAGGCACAUCAGGCAGUUUGGUGCCCUAACUGUCGAGGUGGGGGAUAUGACCGAGGACAGUGCCCGGGUUCUCAUCCGAGAAGUGCUGAUUAAGGAGCUUGCUGAAGGCUUGCUGCUCCAGAUUCAGAAAUCCAGGUGCUUGAGGAAUCUGAUGAAGACCCCUCUCUUCGUGGUCAUCACUUGUGCAAUCCAGAUGGGUGAGAGUGAGUUCCACUCUCACACACAAACCACACUGUUCUGUACCUUCUAUGAUCUGCUGAUACAUAAAAACAGGCACAAACAUAAAGGCGCAGCUGCAAGUCAUUUAACCCGGAGCCUGGAGCACUGUGGAGACCUGGCUCUGGAGGGGGUGUUCGCCCACAAAUUUGACUUUGAGCUGGAGGACGUGUCCAGCGUGAAUGAGGACGUCCUGCUGACAACUGGACUCCUCUGUAAAUACACAGCUCAAAGGUUCAAGCCCAAGUAUAAAUUCUUCCAUAAGUCCUUCCAGGAGUACGUAGCGGGACGCAGGCUCAGCAGUUUAUUGAUGUCUCCCAAGCCAGAGGAAGUCACCAAGGGGAAGAGUCACUUGCAGAAAAUGGUUUCCAUUUCAGACAUUACCUCCCUGUAUAGCAACCUGCUCCUGUAUACAUGCGGGUCCUCUGCCGAAGCCACCAGAGCUGUCAUGAGGCACCUUGCUGCUGUGUAUCAACAUGGCAGCCUGACAGGGCUUUCCAUCACCAAGAGGCCUCUCUGGAGGCAGGAAUCUAUGCAAAGUUUGAAGAACACCAGUGAGCAAGAAAUUCUGAAAGCCAUCAACAUCAAUUCCUUUGCAGAGUGUGGCAUCAAUUUAUUCCAUGAGAGUAUAUCUAAAUCGGCCCUGAGCCAAGAAUUCGAAGCUUUCUUCCGUGGUAAAAGUUUGUAUAUCAAUUCAGACAAUAUCCCUGACUACCUAUUCGACUUCUUUGAACACUUGCCUAAUUGUGCAAGUGCUCUGGACUUCAUCAAACUGGAUUUCUAUGGAGGCGCCUCAGGUUCACAGGACAAGGCUACAAAAGAUGGAACGAGAAUCCCCACAGAAGAGUCCUCGGAAACCUACAUUCCCAACCGGGCUGUGUCUUUGUUCUUCAACUGGAAACAGGAAUUCAAGACUCUGGAGGUCACACUCCGGGAUUUCAGCAGGUUGAAUAAACAAGAUAUCAAAUACCUAGGAAAGAUAUUCAGCUCCACAGCAAGCCUCAGACUGUCUGUUAAGAGAUGUGCCGGUGUGGCUGGAAGCCUCAGUUCAAUCCUCAGCACCUGCAAGAAUAUCCAUUCCCUCAUGGUAGAAGCCAGUCCCCUCACCAUAGAAGACGAACAGCACAUCACAUCUGUGACAAACCUGACAACUUUGAGUAUUCAUGACCUUCAGACUCAACAGCUACCAGGUGGUCUGAUUGACAGCUUGGGUAAUUUGAAGAACCUUGUGAAGCUCAUACUGGAUAACAUUAAGAUGAAUGAGGAAGAUGCUAUAAAACUAGCUGCAGGUCUGACAAACCUGAAAAAGAUGUGUUUGUUUCGUCUGACCCACUUGUCUGACAUUGGGAAGGGAAUGGAUUACAUAGUCAAGUCUCUAUCAGGCCAACCCUGUGACCUUGAAGAAAUCCAAUUAGUUUCCUGUUGCCUUUCUGCAAAUUCUGUGAAAACCCUAGCUCAGAAUCUUCAUAAUCUGGUCAAACUGAGCAUUCUUGAUUUAUCAGAAAAUUACCUGGGGAAGGAUGGAAAUGAAGCUCUACAGGAACUGAUUGGCAGGCUGGACCUCCUCAAACAGCUCACUGUGCUGAUGCUGCCCUGGUGCUGGGAUGUGCUAGUCAGCCUGGCCAGCCUGCUGGAGCAACUGGAGACGGCCUCCCAGCUUGUCAAGCUAGGGCUGAAAGAUUGGAGACUCACAGAUGCGGAGAUUAGAGUUUUAGGUGCUUUUUUUGAAAAGACGACUCUGAAAAACUUCCAGCAGUUGGAUUUGGCAGGAAAUUGUGUGAGCAGUGAUGGAUGGCUUGCCUUCAUGAGUGUAUUUGAGAAUCUUAAGCAAUUAGUAUUUUUUGACUUCAGUACUGAAGGAUUUUUACCAGAUGCAGCAUUAGUCAGAAAACUUAGCCAUGUGUUAUCCAAGUUAACUUUUUUGCAAGAAGCUAGGCUUAUUGGAUGGCAAUUUGAUGAUGAUGAUGUCAGUGUUAUCAAAGGUGCUUUUAAACUAGUAAUUGUUUAAAUAAAGGGUACCCUAAGCCAA